Colletotrichum chrysophilum is the source of this 528-nucleotide messenger RNA. RefSeq lists its product as uncharacterized. NCBI's taxonomy places the organism in Eukaryota, Fungi, Ascomycota, Sordariomycetes, Glomerellales, Glomerellaceae. The coding region runs from base 1 to 528 and encodes 175 amino acids. The transcript has a single exon. The record is from RefSeq and is a predicted model, not a curated record.
AUGAUUUCAUCAGUGAUUGCGGAUAUCGACACCAAGCUGAUAAUAACCGUGGCAGAUGAGCAACUGGCGAAAUGUCCAAGACUGCGAGACGAGCAGACAAUUGCCGCAGAGAUCAUCGAUGAAAUUGACAGCACCAGGGAUGACGUCGCCGAGAGACUCGAACCCGUAUUGCUAGUGUCAGGGACCUUCCGGAUAACGAUCGGUGAGAGGGAAUACUCGAACACCAAGGCCGAAGCCAUUGAACCAACCGCCAAGAAUAUCGACGAAAUCGCCGUACUGGAUACCGUGACAAUCGCCUGGGACAACGUAUCGACAUCGGAGUCCAACAGCAAGAUCGACAAGAAGGUCGACAAACUCACAACGAAGCUGGACGGACAGACCAUCACGAAGAUGAGCGAGAAGGUCGACAGAGCUGAGCAUUGCAAAGUCGACGCAGACGAGAACGGGAGAGUUGAAGCCAUUGCGAAGACCAAGAAAUUCGAAGAAAGCUCCACAAUGGGUAAGUUUAACUCCUUUCAGAAGUUUUAG